AAAGUAACGGGCCCUGGGGCCAGCUGGCAGUGUGGUCUGGGGUCUGGCAAAGCAUGCUGGGAAAGGGCAGAGUGCUUAAGGGGCUGGCCAGAGGUGUCAGAUGCCAGGUGGGCAAGGCAGGUUGGGGCUGGCUCCUCCAUCUCCAGGUUCUCGCUCCUGUGAGGGCCGGAGCGCAGGACACCUGGGUUCCAGCCUCAGUCAGCUGAGAUGUGCAGAGUCCCUCCCCGUGCCUCAGUUUCCCCACGGUGCGGCUCGUACUCCUGGCCUCCUGGAGCAGCGCUGGGCAGGUGGAAGCUGGGAACCGUCCCACAGGGCGAUGCCAGAAAUGACAUGUGAAUCUUCACAUUGGCGAUGCUGCUCUCCAGCACCCUGGUCUACAGCAGCCUGGGCAUCACUGACCAGUGCCCUGACCAGCUGCAGUAUCCUUGGCCCCGGGACUGGUUAAUAACCCACUGCUGCUGCCAGCUCGGGGGAGGUGGUGGGUCCCUGGGCCAUGGGGCCCAUACCCAUCUCAGGGACACCAGUGUCCAUGUUUCCUUAGGAGCUGACGGAGCACAUCCAGGCCAAGGCAGUGCCUGGGGCUGGCCAGGGCCAAGUUCAUGCACUUCUUCCUGGCCUUCGUGUGGGCCGUGCGGGACUUCACACUGCAGUUGCAGCUGGACGGGCGGGACAUCACGGCAGACGAGUACCUGGAGCACGUGCUGAGGCUGAGGCUGAGGCCAGGUGGGUGCCAGGGGAGGCUGCACCGGGGUGAAGGUAUCCUCCCAAGGUACGUAGGGCUGGCCUGGGGCAGGGAGGCUGUUUUCUGGGGCCUGCCGCGCCCCUGGAGCAGUCACCUCUCCCCUCUCACUGGUGGCUGGGGGGCCCGCGGCGGUACACUGCUUCUUCCCCACCAGCAAGUGCUUCGUGUUCAAGCAGCCGGCCCGCGGGCAGGACCUGCCUCGGCUGGAGGAGACACAGGACUUCCCGGCCAGGCCAUCCUGUGCACUGAGGAGGCGGAGAAGGAGGUGGAAGGAAGGGCAGUAGCACGCCCUGCACCUUGUGCCUCCUGGCUGCCUUCCAGCCCCCUCUGACCUGCCUGCCCUGAGACGCUGACUGAGACGGGAUGAGCCUGGAGCUCAAGCUCGGGGGACAGGUCUCAGCCCAAGGCAGAGCUUGCCAGGCCAGGAAGGGAGGCCAGGAGGGGUCCCGUGUGAGGGAGGCCAAAUCGCCCUCUGCUUCUUUCCCUUGCACUUUUGCGAGCUGGAGUCCUGCCUCCUGGAGGCAGCAACACUGAGCACUGUGCUGCAGCACGGGCUUCGGACACCAGAGGGGUGCCCCGAGGAUUUUGGGGACUGACUGAGGGACCCGGUGCUCUGGACAGGCCUGUGGGACCUGCGCAGGACAGUAGCUUUGCUGUCAUCCAGCUUUCGGCAAUGGCCUCGAACAUACCCAUGGAGCAGCCCCUGUGCUCGGUGGGGAAUGACACCGGCGGGGAGCUAACGGCGAACCUGAAUGCCCUGGAGAGCCUACGUGGCAUCACCCAGCCCGUGGUGGUGGUGACCAUCGCCGGGCUGUACCGCACUGGCAAGUCCUACCUCAUGAACCAGCUGGCCGGAAAGAGGACAGGCUUCUCCCUGGGCUCCACGGUGCAGUCGCACACCAAGGGCAUCUGGAUGUGGUGCAUGCCCCACCGCCGGUGUGACCUUGUCCUGGUGCUGCUGGAUACGGAGGGGCUGGGCGACGUGGAGAAGGGUAACACAAAGAAUGAUUGCUGGAUCUUCGCACUGGCCGUGCUUCUCAACAGCCUGUUGGUCUACAACAGCAAAGGCACCAUCGACCAGUAUGCCAUGGAGCAGCUCCACUUCAUGUCCGAGCUGAUGGACCACAUCAAGGUCAAGGCCCAGGAAGGGGAUGGUGAGGGUGAUGACACAGAGUUCAUCCGCUUCUUUCCUGGCUUCAUCUGGGCUGUGCAGGAAUUCACCCUGCAGCUGAUAAUCAACGGGCAGCCGGUGACAGAGGAUCAGUACUUGGAGAAUGCGCUCGCCCUGAAGCCCGGCAACAGCAAGAGGGUGAUGGAGUACAACCUGCCACACCAGUGCCUCUGCAGCUUCUUCCCAACCUGCAAGUGCUUUGUCUUUGUCCAGACAGUCCCCGCAAAGGAUAUCAGUCAACUUGAGUUGCUGCCUGAGAGCACCCUGGACCCACAGUUCCUGGUACAGCCCCGCCACUUCUGCAACUACGUCUUCCAAGAAGCCAAGGCCAAGACAGUCAAAGGAGGGCACUGUGUCAAUGGGCGAAGUCGGGAUAGCCGAACAGCAUGGAAACAUCCUGGCUCAAAAUGAAGAUGUUUCCAAGGAGACCUGCCUGGCCCUGCUGGAGGAGCUCUCAGCCCCCAUGAAGAAGAACCUCAGUGAUGGAGUUUACUCACAACCUGGUGGUUACGGGGUCUACGAGGCAGACCUGAGCCAGGUGGUGGAGGGUUACUGGGGAAAACCCAGCGAAGGAGUCAAGGCAGAGGAGGUCCUGGAUCAGUUCCUGGCCAAGAUGCAGCCAGAGGCGGCGGCAGUGCUGAAGGUGGACACCAAGCUGACCGAGGCAGAGAAGCACGUUGCGGAUGAGAAGCAGAAAGCCGGGGUGUGGAGCAGCAGAUGAAGGCAACGGAGGAGAAGAGGAUGCAGAUGGAUGACCAAGAGGAUGCUGAUGAAAGACCAAGAGCGCAGCUAUGAGGAGAACCUGAAACAGCUGAAAGCCAAGAUGAAGGACGAGGCAGAGAGAGCUAGGAAGGAGGCCGCACAGGUCUUGGAGUGCAAGCUGAAGGAGCAAGAGGCAAUACUGAGUAAGGGCUUUACUAAGCAAGCGGAGCUGAUGCAGGAGGAGAUUGAAGAAAGGGAUGAAGUCCAUAGAUGUGACAGGUCUGCUCUCAGGUAUCUUCACCACCAUUGGGGAAGGCCUGAGAGCCAUCAAUGGCAUCGCAAGUCUCACUAAAUUCCGGCAGACGGCCCAGCCAAAACACAAGUAGCUGUGCCUCUGCUGGAAAAGGCCGGCUUCCUGCCUGCUGGCGCUUCCGGGAACAACCCCUGCCUGCAGCUUAAAGCUUCUGCUUAGCCAUGCGAGCUUCAGGAAGGCGUGAUCCACGAGCUGUGAAAUACUGGCCCAGUGAUGCAAGAUCCCUAGAUUCUGGCUCUGGGAGGGCAGUGGGAUCUGGUGGGUUUGGCUGAGGGGGACCUCUGGUUUCUCUCUGUGGACCUGCCUCAGUGGCUGUGAGGAGGAGCUGUGUGGACCUGUGGCACCUGAAGCAGCACCUGCCAGCAUUCAGUGACGUGCAUGUCAGCAUCUGCUUCAGCCCCUGUACCCCACAUGCUGCACAUGGCCUGCAUCUUGUUUCACUCAGAGCCAUUAAACAGCCUUGUAUUGCAGCCCAGAGCACCUGCAUCCCAGUGUUUGCUAUCAAUAAGGCAGUCGCAGCUGGUAUCCUCCAGCCCCAGUGCUGGGAUGACCAGGGGGCAGGACAAUUUUUCUCUGUUCUCUGCCUGUGGAAGCAUACCGCUGGCACCCUCCUCUCCCAGCCAUCGGGUAAACUGAGUCACGUGCAGUGCUUCUUACACAUGUCCCACACUCCCCACAAGUCUGCUCCAGGUGCAAGACUAAGCCCCUCUCUUCAGCCACGUUAUCCUGUCCAGACAUCCUCAGCGUGCCCUCCAGCUGGAGAACGCUGUUUGCUCGGUGUUGCAGGCCUGACCAUUGCUGCCUAGGGGCUGAGGACACAAGGUAGAACUUUAGACUUUGCCUUAGCUCAGCCAGCGAUAAACCCUGACCCCUCGAUGUGCCCUGCUUGUGUCAGAGUGGUAGACAGGGCAUGGGAAGCAGCUGCCUCCAGCGGUGCGCAGGAGGACUGGGGACCUUGGACUAUUGUGCAAUUUGCUGCAGGGGCCUGACUUCUGGGAAGCGUGUGACACCAGAGGAGAGGCACAAGAAGCAUGCUCGGCCUGUGAUCAUAUUUCAAAUGGCAGGACUGGGGUUUCUGAAGGGAUUUAUGCUCCUUAGGAAGAUAGGGGGAGGCGGAGGGGACGCUUUCCAAAGCACCAGACCAUUUAACUGUGGUUGAAAACAGUGAGAGAAGCUCUGCGAAGCUGCACUCUCUGUCCGGGUGUUUAAGCCCCAAGGUGUCUCCAUUAUAAAAUAGGCCCGUGAUCACCUUUAAAGGCAUAUCCAAAAGUGGAGAGAGAGUCUGAUGAAGAAGUACUAAUCAAUGGCAAAUCCUCAUCACAACCAUUUUGGGGCUCCACUGCCACCCCCCAGCUGUUCUCCCAGAAAAGCCAGGGGAAGCAGGUAGGAAGUCCCAUCCUCAGGGCUUGGGUUCUCACCUGCUCACAGUGAGAUGGACACCUGAAGUUUGAGUGGGUUUCGGGUGUAACGUCAGAGGUUAUGUGAGAUGACAGAGGCCUGGGGCUGCCUGAGAAUCUGCAGACCUGCCACGUGCAGGUGGAAAUCAGUGCCUCUGGCCUCUGCUGCUUUCUGGAAACCCAGGAGCAGCUGAGGAUCUGGCAGGGUUGCUAACCGAAUACCAAAAGGCAGGCACGCUCCGGCAAGGGGUUGGCCACCUGCGAAUGCCCUGCACUUUCCUCUUGUCCCACCACUUACCAGCAUCACCUGUGCUAAGAGCUGCACUCAAGAGGAGUCUAACGGCCACAACUGGUCCUAGGCAGCCGCACUUUGUAUUUUUGAGUGCCAGCUUCAGGCAUCAGAGUCAUGACCUGGCAUAUUUAUACUGAUUGCUAUUUCAUAGAGCACAAGCUUCGUAUUAUCUGAUUGAGCUGCCACAAGCAGCUACCACUUAUCCCUUACCUUAUCUUGGCUAUCAACUUCCCCAUCUAGCAUGGAGGCAGCGGAGGUGCAUCUGCUAGAACUGGUUCACUGCAAACUUUGCCACAAAUGGGGAGCUGCAGGCAGAAAUAUAAUUGCCGAGAUGAUAUCCAUCAAGAGAGACUUUUCUGAGGACAGACGUUGUGCUAAACCUAAUCCAUCCGCCGGACUCCUCAUAACUUGUACAUUUCAGUUGACAAGAAAAUCAUGAA
Molecule: messenger RNA, 5057 nt
Organism: Alligator sinensis (Chinese alligator)
Lineage: Eukaryota; Metazoa; Chordata; Crocodylia; Alligatoridae
Product: guanylate-binding protein 1-like
Molecular function (GO): GTPase activity; GTP binding
Source: RefSeq, a predicted model, not a curated record